This is a messenger RNA of Branchiostoma belcheri (Belcher's lancelet), 315 nucleotides long. RefSeq lists its product as uncharacterized. The coding region runs from base 1 to 315 and encodes 104 amino acids. The record is from RefSeq and is a predicted model, not a curated record. The transcript has a single exon. Lineage: Eukaryota; Metazoa; Chordata; Leptocardii; Amphioxiformes; Branchiostomatidae.
AUGACCCCAACCGCUAAACAGUGGAAGAAGGCAACAGUGGUAGCGGAGGUUGGGAAGCGAUCAUAUGAGAUAAGAACAGAAGACGGAGGCAGCUACCGCAGAAACAGGAGGCACCUACGUAAAACAAACGAGGAAGCCCCAGACAUGACCGCCGUGGAGGAAGAAAACAACCCUCCAUGUCCAGCACCGACAACACCAGCAGCUGAGACAACAGUGCCAGUGGAACACGCAGCUGCACACGGACAGCCGAUGACAACGAGGUCCGGCCGAGUUGUGCAACCACCAGCACACCUGAAGGAUUACGUGCGCGCCUGA